AUGUCGCUAUGCCCUGACAACUCAACACAAUGUCUACUUCGAGCCCUCCUCGAAGACAAUUCCACCCGAGCACUACUCCAAGAGCUCAUUGAAACCACCUCACGGUUCAAUUGGGAUCCUUUAAAUUUCGCAAUCACUGCUGCCAUAGGUGUCUUGGCCCUCAUCGUCGCCUGCCUGACCAUUUUUCAGGGUCUACUGGCUGCUGGGCCCGGUCGCAUCAAAGCAAGCAAAGUCGCCAUCGGCCCAUUCGCCGAACUAUCAAAGUCGCGAUUCGAUUUUACGGAACUGGGUCUGCGUACCAAGGCAUCAGUCCCUUCCAUCAAUCGCAUGAAUAAGAUCCAUCGAAUCGAUCGAGAAUUCCCUGACCAUGUCUGUUGCAGCAAGCACAACCCCGCUGUCGGGCCGAGUGAACCAGGAGCAUCAUGGCUCAGACUUUUAACUGAACUGGGUAUAUCAGAUCCUAGGAUCUGGUCUAAUGUCGUCCGACAAACCGACAAUCUACCCGCUGACAUCUCUGCUGCUCCAGCGGCCGGGUCGGUCAGUUUCCUCGCCCAUCUAGCAGCAAUCUCUGAUGAUGGCUGUACAAUUGAACGUCUGCCAAAGAGUCGUUUCGUCACCGUCGUGGGCGAAUCCUCCCAGCUGACUUUCCGGGACCAUCCCGUCCUUGGCUCAGUUGCGCUGUAUGAAACCUACCGCGAAAGCCCCAAAUAUCGUGCGAAGAAGAAAAGAAGUAAGACCAAAUACCGUUUGAACAUUAGCGAGCUUCACAGUAUCGGCUCUGCUGAGACGGCAGCUAUGCUUGAUCUGUCAUAUGGUUUGGUCAAGUGUUCAUAUCUUGGCUACGCCGUCAGUGAAGGGUCUGUCCAACUGAGCUUCGGCGUUUUCCUGCAAAAGUUGACGUCUCACUGUAACCAUAAUCAUUUAAAUUCGAAUCUCGAUUCCGUAUUAUUCGGUGGGAGAGGCUCGUAUGGCGCUAGGUACGUCAAAACCUACAUCUUCGCGCUCCUGUUAUUCACCUCCGUCCCUUCUUUGGUGCGAGCAUUCCCGUCGAAGCUCCUCGGGUUGAGGGGAGCUAUCAAACACUUAGCCCUUCAGUUCGAAGCCUGGUCCAAAUCUCCGGACGACGUCAUUUGCGGCCUGCAAAACGCCAUCGAACAACAUAAUGGUUCCUUUCUCCCAGUCUCCACGGCAGCGUAUCCAUUCUACAUUUACGGCGCACGUGCCCGUCACCAUUCUAGUUCUUCUUGGCUUGAAGACUCACCUGGUGCCGGAUGGUGUACCGCCAGCAUGACAAGUGACUUCCGCAAGAGCGAGCAUGAUCUCUUGUAUGCACGGGAUAUGAUUCAACUUUGUUGCGACUGGGUUCAAGAGAUCGCUAAGGAUGGCACUUCGAAUCGUACGGACGGUCAAAUGCCGACAAAAUAUUUGAUGGAGACAUCCACAACUGCCAAACAAAAACUGCUGACAGGUAUUUAUCUAAUCGAUGAUUGGAUUCGCCUUCAUAGCCGCACUGAUGCCAUCUGCGCUGCUUUUUCAAUCAUCAGUCGUAUCGAAUCAGAGCUUGGCAUUAAAUCUCGAGAAAGUCCACUAUUCGACAGGAAUGACCUUCCGCAACCACAGCACGAUGUUUGCGCUGAUCAAACAGCUUUCAAGGGGCUGAAAAUGGUUUUGGUGUAUCGUGCUAUCUUCCUAGGUGCAUUGCUCGAAUUGAGCGCGGAUACGAGCUGCAUCGUAGAGAGAGGUUUUCCUGACUCCAUCGUCAAAGUCCUGUAA
This is a messenger RNA of Exophiala bonariae, 1773 nucleotides long. RefSeq lists its product as uncharacterized. The transcript has a single exon. Lineage: Eukaryota; Fungi; Ascomycota; Eurotiomycetes; Chaetothyriales; Herpotrichiellaceae. The coding region runs from base 1 to 1773 and encodes 590 amino acids. The record is from RefSeq and is a predicted model, not a curated record.